CAAUAUAUACUAUGCCAACAUAUAAUUUGGGCUUUUAGACUCAAUACCCAACAUACAUCUCGUCUAUCCAUUUUGUCUUUCAUAUUCAUCGUCUUCCCAUACCUCAGCUUUAAGGUUCUGUACUGUAAGGUAAUUCGGUUUUCCAGUCCGCCAUGGCUAUAGCUACUCCCGAGCUUAAUUACUUCAAAUUCUCAAACUCAUGUUCUCGAAAUUCUACUGCAUCGGUCAUCCAUCCUCAACGGGUUCGUUUGCCCCCAUCCCGGCGCGCCCUGGAAUUAAAAUCCGCUGUCUCCGUCGAAUCUCCCGCGCCCACCGCCUCUGACUGCAACGGUGGGCAAUCGAAAUUGUUGCUCGAAGUGAAAGACCUAUCCGCCGUCAUCUCCAAGUCAAAACAGCAGAUUCUAAAAGGAGUUAACCUAACGGUUCGCGAGGGAGAGGUCCAUGCUGUAAUGGGAAGGAAUGGUUCGGGAAAGAGCACAUUUGCAAAGGUCCUUGCUGGGCAUCCGGAUUACGAAAUUACGAAUGGGAGUGUGACAUUUAAAGGCGAUAAUUUGAUUGAGAUGGAACCAGAGAAAAGGUCUCUAUCUGGUCUUUUCAUGAGCUUUCAAACCCCAGUUGAGAUUCCAGGUGUGAGUAAUAUAGAUUUUCUGAACAUGGCAUACAAUGCCAAGAGAAAGAAACUUGGACAGGAAGAACUUGGACCAAUUGAGUUCUAUGGAUAUAUCGCCCCAAAACUUCAACUUGUGAACAUGAAGGUAGACUUCUUGAACAGGAAUGUAAAUGAAGGAUUCAGUGGUGGAGAAAAGAAGCGAAAUGAGAUUUUACAAUUAGCGGUCCUUGGAGCAGAAUUGGCUAUAUUGGAUGAGAUUGAUUCAGGCCUAGAUGUUGACGCCCUUCGAGAUGUUGCAGACGCAGUAAACCGGUUAUUAUCCCCCACAAAUGCAGUGGUGAUGAUUACUCAUUAUCUGCGACUGUUGGAGUUUAUUAAGCCAACCUUCAUCCAUAUCAUGGAGGACGGUAGAAUUGUGAAGACUGGAGAUAUUUCUUUAGCUGAAGUUCUCGAGAAAGAAGGAUACAAAGCAAUUUCAAGCGCAUAGUUCACUUCAUACUUUCUAAAUGAAAUUCUUUUUCCAGCGCGAACCCACCCUCACUCAACUAGUUGAGAGGUUCAGUGUUCAAAUCGGCCCACAACCAUGUAGAGAGAAAACGAAGAGAAAGGCGGCAUAUAUAUAUAUAUAUAUCCACUUACAAAUUACAAUGUAUUAUAUAAUAAUUCAAUAUUGUAAUCUUAUUGUUAAAUAAUACUCCAUCCGUCCCAUUUAUAUUGUCCCGUUUUACCUUUUCGGGAAGUCCCACUUAAAUUGUCUCAUACCAUAUUUGGCAAAGUUUGUGUGGCUCUAAAUCAUUCUUACUUUAUUCUUACUUUAUCGAUUAAUAUCAACCACACAAACCCACUUUUCUUAAUAACCGUGACAUCCUCUUCCGUUCCAAUAUAAAUGGGACGGAGGUAGUAGUUUGAUCGAAGUUGGGAUUCCAAUGUAGGUCUUCACUGUUCAAAUUGUACUCCUGGUUUUUAAGAAAAAAUAGCUAGUUGGUUCAUUACUUCAUUACAAAAGCUAAUAUUAAUAUUGUAUUGGGUUUAAAGGUUUAAUCAACCUUAUAUCAUUAAUGUUCCCAUAUUAACAUAUCAGUUAGUGAGAAU
Molecule: messenger RNA, 1702 nt
Organism: Cuscuta epithymum
Lineage: Eukaryota; Viridiplantae; Streptophyta; Magnoliopsida; Solanales; Convolvulaceae
Source: the annotation of a GenBank genome assembly